Messenger RNA from Sardina pilchardus (European sardine), 2346 nucleotides. Its product is annotated as cdc42 effector protein 3. The transcript is spliced from 3 exons. The record is from RefSeq and is a predicted model, not a curated record. Gene Ontology annotation, biological process: regulation of cell shape; positive regulation of actin filament polymerization; positive regulation of pseudopodium assembly. NCBI's taxonomy places the organism in Eukaryota, Metazoa, Chordata, Actinopteri, Clupeiformes, Clupeidae. The coding region runs from base 606 to 1208 and encodes 200 amino acids. Gene Ontology annotation, molecular function: small GTPase binding. Gene Ontology annotation, cellular component: membrane; cytoplasm.
CAUCUGACUGGAGGGCAUGUGACCUCACCAAAGGGUAAACAGACCUGUUGCCCCUGAAUAGAGGUAGAGGGAACGAGAAGAAGGUGUGUGAGAAAGAGAAAGAGAGAGGGAGAGAGAGAGAGAGAGAGGCAGGAAAAAAAAAGGAAAACUCCACCUGCUUCGUACACAUAUAUUCAUUCAUCUCAACCUCACCUAGGCAACCUAACCGCCACACCUGCAGGCUGGACUCAAACACUAAAGGAGCACAGGAGACUCAACACGGGAGACAUUGAGAUCCAGGUACAAGAUCAACGCAGCAGGAGCUAAGAGACUCCUCUCCUGAAGACUGGACUAAAGUCACUUGACAGUGGAGCAAGUCCGGUCAUGUCAGGUGUGUUAUCAUCGGGGAGAGCAGUUAUCUGUCUCAGCCUUGCUUCCUGACUGGGGAUCCGGGCAAGAGAGCAAGCACAGAGCGGAUGGUGCAUCAGACACCAGCCAGAUAAGAAGACAAGACCAUUUCAAUGAGGAUGCUUUCCAUUUAAACCGCAGCAGAAAACAUUGAUUCCAUCACGCAGUGAUAACGCGAUUAAGAAACACUCCAGUGCUGAAUCCACCUCACCGGCAGGAUGCCGUUGAAGACCUCGCUAUACCGCAAGCCUGCUUCGGCUCGCUGGCCCCGCCGGAUGUCCAAGCGCCGGGAAGUCAUCUCCGUCAACAUGAUCAGCCUGCCGCUGGGCGACUUCCGCCACCUCUCCCACAUCGGCUCGGACGGGCAGGGGGACCGCUUCGGAGACCUGUCCUUCCUGAAGCACGGACACAGCCUGCUGCUCCAGAGUUCCCAGAGCGAGCAGAACCUCUUCCUGGCCUGCUCGCCGCCGCCGCCCCCAAAGCCCCCGCGCCUCAACCUGGACGAGGCCGAGGGCCAGGAGAGCCCCGACUGGCCGGCCCGGCGCCAGAGCUCGGCGCACCGGCGGAAGAAGUGCAGCUCCCUCCCGCUGCUCGACAGCGAGGAGGGCGACAUGGCGGAGGACGAGCCGUCCGGGUCGGACCGCACCAGCACCAGCACCAGCCCCGGCCACGGGAGCCUGAACUCAGGGAGAGACUACAGCCAGGCUCCCAUGGACAUGUCACAGCCAGAUGAGAUCGACUCGGCAUUCUCCUUCAGUCUUGACCUCGGCCCGUCCAUUCUGGAUGAUGUGCUUCAGGUGAUGGACAAGCAUUAUCAGUAAAGCAAUGGGGCCUGGAGAAGCCAGAACUGAAAUAAGCCCUGGGGCCUGUCAGACCUGGAGCUUCCAAGUGUCUUUGAACAACUAAUAUUGUUAUAUCACAACACUCCCCCUAUGGUCAUCACCGUGGCUUAUCAAAGAAGCUUUGGGUAAAUAUAGUGAUAAACAGUUCCACUUUGGAUGGAGGAAAAUCAUGACUUUUCUGUCACAUAGGCGUUUUUGUGGUACUAUCGCUAAUAGGAUGUUGCUGAUGCAAGCCAUGGUGGCUUCCAGAAGCAUCAGCAGGACCUGCUAUCCCCACAAUCAUCUCGGAUCGCUGGACCUCCCCCGGAACACAGUGCGGAUAGAUGGAUAUCAGGCCUGAUUCCUAUCUUAAGCUCAUAGCUGCUGACACAAGAGGACCAACAUGCUUGCACGCGCGCACCAGCGAGCGAGCGAGCGAGCGAACACACACACACACACACACACACACACACACACACACACACACACACACACACACACACACACACACACACACACACACACACACACACACACACACACACACACACACACACACACACACACACACAAUCUCCUCUCUGUGUGAAUGGGAGGUCAUCUGAAAAGCAGACAGCAAUAACAAAACGCAGACUCCCGCCAGUAUUGUGCAACUUACUAUUGGGUUUCUUCCUGGAAGUGUGGAAUUAGGCAACAGCCAUUCAACAAAUUCAUAACUCUGAGCCAACACUUUGACCAGUGACCUUAUGUUACAUUUGGGUAAUGGGCUUUCUACAGUAUCAAAGAGCCUAGAGCCUUUUGGAUUUCAGGGUGCAAUUAUACACUGAAAGGUAAGGGUUAAAACAGUUUGAACAUACUGUAUCUUCACAUGAGUUGUCCUUGAUAAGAUGGAGGAACAAAAAGUUAAUAUUCUCCUGUUAAUAUUUGCCUAUGUUACAACAUUAUACCUACAGUAGUUAAUAAUUUAGCAGCUUCAUCAGGAGUGAAAUGGACCUUUUAGAAAACAAUGUCUUGGUGAACUUGAUUUGUUUGCUGUACUCCCACUGUUGCUAUGUACUGUACUGGUUUAGUGGGUACACACACAUUAAAAUGUUUUUCUAUUUUAAUAUUUGGGGUUUUCGUAUUGUAGCGAACUCCU